GUGUAAAAUUCGACCUUUUCAAAAAUUCAUUUUCCAACUCAAUGACGUGAAUUUGGAGGAUUUAACUCGGACUAUAUAAAGUGGUGGCGCUUUCAAGAACUAGCAUCAUUCGAAACUUCAGUAAACGUUAACGUAGAUAACGAAAAUCAAAAUGAAGACUUUAUUCUGCUUUUUGGCGGUCUGCUUGACUACGGUUCUUGCAGCAGGAUAUGGUGGCUGGGGUUAUGGUGGCUAUGCUGCUGGGUGGCCAGCUAAGAAUGGAUGGGGAUAUGGUGGUUGGGGAAAUGGUGCCUGGCCAGCUAAGUCUGCAUGGGGUUAUGGUGGAUGGCCAGCUGCUCGAGGCGGUUGGGGAUGGGCCGGUCAUGCUGGCUAUGGAAGUUGGGGGUGGCCAGCUGCUCGUGCCGGUUGGGCUGGUUGGAAUGGUGCAGGUUAUGCUGGUGCUUGGAAUCGUGGUUACGGAUGGGCAGGACACGGAAAUGCUUGGGGUGCGUGGAAGAAACAGUAAGAGGCUACUAAGUUUGAAAGAUUGUACAAAUUUUAUUUUAAGGUUUAAGAGUGCACUGCAAUAAAUGUAGAUAUUUAGAAGCAUAAA
Messenger RNA from Hermetia illucens (black soldier fly), 592 nucleotides. Its product is annotated as glycine-rich cell wall structural protein-like. The transcript is spliced from 2 exons. NCBI's taxonomy places the organism in Eukaryota, Metazoa, Arthropoda, Insecta, Diptera, Stratiomyidae. The record is from RefSeq and is a predicted model, not a curated record. The coding region runs from base 152 to 505 and encodes 117 amino acids.